UAAUAAGCAAUAAAUAUGCGGACCCAGCAAUUCGUGUUAAUAGCUUGCCUGCUCGCCAACCUCAACCGUGACUCGAAUGCGCAACGCGGUAACAUUAUAACGAAUUUCUUCGAGUUUUUGCGACGUGGACAAAGUGAUCUAAAUAUCGAGCAUGUGGACGACGGAGUGCAGUUAAUAAACGAGUACGACUUCAUAGUCGUCGGUGCGGGUACGGCAGGAUGUGCGCUUGCGGCGCGUUUAUCGGAAAACCCCGCCUGGAAGGUGCUGCUCAUCGAAGCAGGUGGCCCGGAGAAUAUGGGCAUGGAUAUACCGAUCCUUGCGCAUUUUCUACAACUCACAGAUAUCAACUGGAACUACCGCACUCAGCCCUCAGACAAAUAUUGUCUCGCCAUGAAUAAUCGACGCUGUAAUUGGCCGCGUGGCAAAGUGAUGGGCGGCUCGUCGGUGCUCAACUACAUGAUGUACACACGCGGUAAUCGCCGCGACUACGAUCGCUGGGCAGCGUUGGGAAAUGAGGGCUGGAGUUAUCGCGAUGUCUUGCCGUACUUUCGUAAAUACGAAGGCUCGGAAAUACCAAAUGCGGAACCGGAGUUUGUCGGACGUCGAGGUCCGGUGAAAAUUGGGCAUCCUGAUUGGCGUUCACACAUCUCAGAGGCUUUCGUACGAGCCGCACAGGAAGAUGGGCUGAAGUAUCGCGACUACAAUGGACACAUACAAACGGGUGUGUCCUAUCUGCAGGCCACAAUACACAAAGGUAUGCGUUGGAGCUCCAAUCGUGCCUAUCUCUACCCAAUCAAAGGAAAACGAGCCAAUUUACAUGUGAAAAAGAAUGCGCUGGUGACUAAAGUGCUGAUCGAUCCCAACACAAAGACAGCUUACGGAGUGGUGUUGAGCACCGGCGGUCAAUCGUAUCAAGUGCGUGCAAGACGUGAGGUUAUACUAAGUGCGGGUGCUAUCAACACUCCGCAACUGCUGAUGCUCUCCGGCAUUGGACCGGCACAGCAUUUGCGUGAUGUUGGCAUUAAGCCCAUUGUCGAUUUGGCUGUGGGCUACAAUCUGCAAGAUCACAUCGCGCCUGCGGUAUCCUUUACCACCAAUGUGAGUUCCAUCCGAACAAGCGACUACUUUGAGGCCACCAAUAUUAUGCAAUAUAUAGAUGGCAAAGGGCUCUUUGGUCUACCCGGCGCUGUGGAGGCUAUAGCUUUUUGGGAUCUUAGUCAACCACAAGUAGAAGAUGGUUGGGCGGACUUAGAGAUGUUCCAGUUAGCCGGCUCGUUCGAAGAGAACCCAGCUACGUUGCGUGCGUUCGGCAUACAGCUUGAUACCUACAACACGAUGUACCGUAACGUGAAUUCCGACGGUUUUAUGAUAUUCCCCAUGAUUUUGCGUCCGAAGAGCCGCGGUCGAGUCUUGCUUAAAAGUAACAACCCAUUCAAAUAUCCACUCUUGCAUGCGAACUACUUCGCAAAUCCUGAUGAUUUAGACAUUUCUGUGCGAGCGGUACUCAAAACAAUUAGUUUACUAGACAGACCAGGCUUCAAAGCGAUCAAUGCACGCUUGCUAGAACGUAUUAUGCCAGGCUGUGCUAAGCUACCGUAUAAAUCACGCGCCUACUGGGAAUGUUAUGUGCGACACUUCACCUACACGAUCUACCACUACUGUGGCACAGCCAAGAUGGGACCGCCAACUGAUCCUGCAGCUGUCGUCGAUGCGAGAUUGCGUGUGUAUGGUGUAAAACGGUUGCGUGUGGUCGAUGCUAGCAUAAUGCCUGAGAUUAUUGCCGGCCAUCCGAAUGGACCGGUGUUCAUGAUUGCCGAGAAGGCGGCAGAUAUGAUUAAACAAGAUAACAACUAUAUUUAAGGAUUCGUGCUUAGUAACUGCUUUCAUA
Messenger RNA from Ceratitis capitata (Mediterranean fruit fly), 1888 nucleotides. Its product is annotated as glucose dehydrogenase [FAD, quinone]-like. The transcript has a single exon. The record is from RefSeq and is a predicted model, not a curated record. Lineage: Eukaryota; Metazoa; Arthropoda; Insecta; Diptera; Tephritidae. Gene Ontology annotation, molecular function: flavin adenine dinucleotide binding; oxidoreductase activity, acting on CH-OH group of donors. The coding region runs from base 16 to 1860 and encodes 614 amino acids.